CUGUCAAUUGAUCCCACUUGUUUAUUUUUUAUUCUGUAUUUGUACGCUUUUUUGUUGAUCGUCUUUUUCCAGCAAUUUAGUUAUUAGUUUAUGCUUUUAUAACUUUAGUGCAAUAGAAAGAGUUAUUUGAACGAGAUCGUUUAUCAGUGAUCGGCAAAGCAACAUCGGAUCCACUGGAAAGACUACAUUCCACCAUCAAAAUGCUGAAGAACGCUGUUGCUUUGGUGACCGGUGGAGCCUCGGGACUUGGACGUGCUACGGUGGAGCGCUUUGCCCGUGCCGGCUACAAUGUUCUACUUUGUGAUUUACCAACCUCGAAAGGCAACGAAGUUGCCAAGGAAAUUGGGGACAAAGUGGUGUACGUUCCCGUCGAUGUGCUAUCGGAGAAAGACGUAACCGGUGCGCUGGAGGUGGCCAAGAGUAAAUUUGGGCGCCUAGACGUGUCGGUCAACUGUGCCGGCAUUGCGGUGGCCGUAAAGACGUACAAUUUCAACAAGAAGGUCGCACACAAACUGGAGGAUUUUCAACGCGUUCUCCUGGUGAACACGGCCGGUACGUUUAACGUCAUCCGUCUGUCGGCUGGAUUGAUGGGCGAGAAUGAACCGAACGCCGAUGGUCAGCGUGGUGUGAUUGUUAAUACGGCAUCGGUGGCGGCGUAUGACGGGCAGAUUGGACAAGCAGCCUACUCGGCAUCGAAAGCGGCUGUCGUCGGAAUGACGCUCCCCAUUGCUAGAGACCUCAGCACGCAAGGUAUACGGAUUGUGACUAUUGCCCCGGGACUGUUCAAUACCCCGAUGCUGCAAGCAUUGCCAGAGAAGGUUCGUGCCUUCUUGGCCAAGACCAUACCAUUUCCGCAGCGUUUGGGUGAGCCAGCUGAAUACGCCCAGCUUGUUCAAAGCAUCGUCGAUAAUCCGCUUCUGAACGGAGAAGUAAUUCGCCUGGACGGCGCUCUUCGAAUGAUGCCAUAAACUCUACCCCUGUGGAAGAUGUAAACUCCGAUGGGUCAUAACGGAUGCAUUUAUUUAGUACCUCGGUGGGAUACAUGUUAAAAAUCGUUAAACGAUUCCUUUUCUCAGGGCAUUUUCAAUGCAUGACGAGAAAAUCAAAAUAAAUUUCCUAUAUAUUGCA
Molecule: messenger RNA, 1128 nt
Organism: Anopheles coustani
Lineage: Eukaryota; Metazoa; Arthropoda; Insecta; Diptera; Culicidae
Gene: scu
Product: 3-hydroxyacyl-CoA dehydrogenase type-2
Exons: 2
Coding region: 201-968 (255 amino acids)
Biological process (GO): estrogen metabolic process; fatty acid metabolic process; androgen metabolic process
Cellular component (GO): mitochondrion
Molecular function (GO): estradiol 17-beta-dehydrogenase [NAD(P)+] activity
Source: RefSeq, a predicted model, not a curated record